GUUAGGUUUACCUAGAUUGUUUUGAGAGAUGAGUUGAGUGGAAAUUUCUUGCUAGCAUCCGAACUAAAAGUUCCCGCAGAGACGGACAGUCUCCAAAAUGCCGAGGCCGCAGGUCUUGCACGGGAGGGAUUUGAGGUCCAGCUAUUAAAUGUGUUGACUGGUGCCUCAACACACAAGGCAACUGUUAGGACAGGAUGCCAGAGAUGACUGAAACUCCGACACCUGGUCGUAAACCCAAAAAGAAGAAAAACAAAGAAUCUCACAAUGCAGUUGAGAGACACAGAAAAGAGAAGAUUAACGCUGGGAUUAACCUCAUCGGUGAUCUUCUGCCCUGUUCCCAGGCACUUAAACAGAGUAAAAAUAUGAUCUUGGACCAGGCUUUCCGCUACAUCACUGAGCUUAAGAAACAAAAUGAUACGCUGCUUCUGGACGGAGGCGACAAAGUCCAAGCGGAGGAGAUCCGUCGGCUGCGGCGUCAGGUGGAGGAGCUCCGGAAAGAGAGCGCUCACUACAUCGAGCUCCUCAAAGCCCAUGACAUUAACAUUCUGGAGGACCCCACUAUCCACUGGAAGGGAAAACAACGCUGUGCCAAGGUGGCAAAGGUGACCCCUACUCACCAGCUCCCAAAGGGGAUUAUCGUCUAUUCCAAUGGCAACGUAACAUGCCCGGCGGGGAUGGAGAAUAGCCCCGGGAAACAGCCUUCAGAAACGCUAAUCCUACAGCCGCCAUCUGAGAUCGGUGGCAGGUUAAGGGUUAAUGGAGCCCUGCUGCAAGUUAAUACCUCUUCUUCCACACCUGCACUUCUCCCUGGGUCGACGGUCACCCCCCCUCAGUCAGCGCCAGGCUUAAGAGUGGGGGAGCAGUGUGUGGUGGAGACACCGGUUGCAGCCCCCAACCUGCCACCCUCUGUGUCGUACAUCACUCUUCAGAUCCCCACGGCCACGACAGCGUUGCCCAAACAACCGCAAGCUGCCGGCUCAGCCCAUACCUUUACAUUAGCAGCCACCUCAGCCCAGCAGCUUGCCACUGAAAGCUCUGCUUCGCCUGUGUCAACUCUCCCCACACUUACCCAAACUGUAACCAGAGCAACAGCCUCGGAGCUUUGCUCCUGGGUCACACAGGACACCGCCAUCAGGACUAUAAGUUACAGUGCAGUCCCUAACAGCCAAGCCAUUCUUAGGACAGGGGCAGCGGGCAGCACACAGACUACCUGGACAACACUGCAGAUAGCAGGGAACACUGUACAGCCAGUUUGCCAGAAUCUCUCCACCCCAGAGGUCAGUAACACGGCCCAGGCUGUUCAGCAGGUGACUCUGUGUCCAGUGAGCAACAAGCAAUCUGUUCAGCCAAUUCAAAUACAGAUGCAAUCAAAUGUACCCGUGCAGCAGGCACCCAUUACUGCCCACAUUCAAGCGCAGCCCUUUCAGAGACCAUCCCAGCUACAGCCAGCCAUCCUGAACCAGGCCCAGCCUCCGCCUGUCCUCGCCCCCCAACCUCAGUGUGCUGUUAUCCCCCAGUCAGCCAUAGUGCCCCAGCCAGCGGUGGUGGCCCACCCUGCUGUUGCGUCACAGCCCCAGCCUACUGUACUUCAACCAGGGUCAUUGAUUCCCAAUCCCGCAACAGCCCUCAUCCCUCAGCCUCAGCCAGCGCUGGUGCCACUUCUUCAGACCAUGCAGGUGCUGCAGGUCAACCCAAACGGAGCCACGGCCUCGGGUGCGACAGCGCCACAGAACACUAACAACCCGAGUGUGGUCAUCCUGCAGCAGGCGAGCUCUUGCCCAACGCAGUCAGUUGUGAGGGAGGAAAUAACCAAUCAGACACCAUGUCAGCAUAUCGUCAUCAUUCAGGCACCCAACCAGGCUGCACCUGGCCCUCAGAACCCUCAGGUUGGCUUGUUGCCUGCCGCCGUGCCCUCUGCAGUACCUGUGGUGUCCACUCAAAUGUCCACAACCAGCAGUUCGACGUCUGCCGCUUCUAUACAGAGUGUUGGGGGGAAGCAGCUGGUGCACAUCCUUCCACGUCCUGUUCAGCCUCAAAUGAACCAGCCCCUUCAGGUCACCCAGUCAUCCUCUUCUCCACCGGUUCCUCCGACUCCCCAAACGAUCACUGUGAACGGCCAAGUGUUCGCCCUGCAGCCCAUGAAGACCUCUGAUAAAACAAGCUCCCAGGGUGGCCAUAGUACACUGCAGCUGGUCCAGCCCACCACCACCGAGGAACCAACUACCAAUGUGGCCCUCAACAGUUUAGGGGCCCUCAGCAGUCUCAACCAGAGCAUCUCUCAGGGCCUCCCACUCACCAUCUCUAGCCAGAACAGUGGGCAGCCUCCAGCUGCUCAGCUAUCGGUGGUCCAGCAGCAGCAGCCGCUGCAACCUCCUGCUCCAGUUCCUGUCUCUGGCACUACACUUGCUCUACCUGUCCAGCAGCUACAGGUCCCUUGUUUGACCCCCGUCGCAUCGGGGCUGGUGGUUAAUGCCCCCAAGCCUUCAAGGAAGAGGGUUCGCACAAAUUUGAAUAUGAAGAGAGCCGCGGCUAAAAGGGCUAAGCCUGUCAAGAAAAAAGAGCUCAGUCAGUUGCAGCCGGCUGUUGUUGUUCCAGCCAAGCCCGCGGUUUCUACGGGAGAGGGUCCCAAAGUUCAAGUUACAGUAUCUCAAGGUUUACUGUCCUCAGAGGGCACCCACACUUGUACCACCGCUGCCACUACCACAGAUAACAAUCAAGCUGUAGGGAAUGUCACUUCUACACAGAACGCAAAGAAAACCAUUGUCAGUAGUUCAUCUAGUGAGACAAUUACACUGAGUCAAUCCCACUCACAGAGCAAAAGUUUGGUCAGUGCAUGUCAGAGCAAUGCUGUAUUCAGUCUCAAUGAUACCGGUGCCAUGGCAACUACAUUGACAACAGUCAAUUCGGCAUCAGUAAAGCCGCCAUCGGUCAGUGCGGCUGUGGUCAUACAGAGUAAACCUGCUGUCAUUUCUGGCAACAACUCAACUGUGACCAAAGUCUCAGCUCCAGAGGUUAAACAGCCAACCAGUAGCACAGCGACAAGCACAACACAAACCAAGUCGGCUGCAACCACCGCCGUCUCCAGACAGAGCAGAACUGUGGUCAGCUCUGCAGGUGCCACUGACACCGGCUACACGUCCAUCACUGUCUGUACUGCGUGUUUGACUCCAGUCUGCACCGGCAGCGUCACAACAACGUCACCGGUAUCUUUAAAUCAAGUCACCCAACCAACAUCAGUUUGUCCUCCACCGAGUUCUAAUGCCAAACCUCCCGCGCCCUGUAACAAACCUCAGUCUCAGCCCACCACCUCGUCCUCUGUGUCCAUACCUGUGACACUCUCAUUGUCCGCACCGACAUAUCCUGAAGCCCAUAGUUCUGUUACAGCCCCGCCGACAAGUUCGGAAUUCAGGAAAAGAGUCGGUGCCAGCAGAGCACCGUCACAGCAGAGUGACGUCAACAUGUCCAACCCUUCCCCCUGCCAUCCCACAGAGGUUAAAGCCCCUCAGGCCCCCAGAAGAGACAGAGAGACCCAGGAGGAGAAACACUCCACGGCGGCAGAGAAAGAAAGCCUGGUCGCAGCCACUUCUGACGCUCCGUCCAGAAAGGACUUUGCCCUGUCGCAACAGGUGUACACCAACCUCGAUGAUCAAACUUUGGAGCACCCUAUGACGUCCGGCAGACAGACGGAUUCUCCCAUGUCCUCAGGGGCGGGUGGAGGCCGAGGCUUCUCUGUGGCAUCCAUGCUUCCCCAGGGACACAAUAUCAGUGCAGCAUCUGGCUCCUUUGGAACAUUUACGUUCACGUCUGAGCAGGCGGAGAUGCUGGCCUUGGCCAUGCUAGAACAGGAAAGCCCCGGGAGGAGGAGUGGAGGCUGCACCGGGGACAGCACUGCUUCAUCAAAUCCCACCACGGGCUCUUGGGAGCCCCCCAAAACCCCACCGGUGUCCACCAGUAAAGAAAGAGGGCCAACUGUACAGCAGGCUAAAGUGACCAAGCCCAUGGAUACAGUAACGGUUAAACCUGCUGUCCAGGUGUCUGUCAGAAGACAAGUCGGGGAGGGAUCCGUCAAUGGUCACAAUGGAAGCAGACACCCACAAAACAUCUCGUACUCCCAGUCGCAGUCCCACGCCCAGGUCCAGCCUCAGAGCUCAUCCCAGAGUGGUACAGUCGCCAGCCUCAGUGUCAACAACCUGAUAAGACCCAGCUCCAGUCAGAAACCCUACCCCGGCUCUCCCAGUCUGACGGGCCAACUGGGCUCCGUUCCCUCCCCUGUGGGAACCUCCGCCCACAUAUCCCAGGCCUCCAACAACGCUCUCUCACCCUGCUCCGGUGCAGCUCAGCUGAACGAAUACACCCCCUUGAAGACCGCAUUGAUGAGGGCCCAGGCUGGAGCUGGCGUGGCUGAGCGACACGUGAAGAUUAUCUCUAAGCGGCAGGCCCAGGAUGCAGUGAUGCUUAACACGGGAAAGCGACCCAAGCCUUGUCCUCCAUCGGCUCCCAUCGUUACCCAUAUGGACAUGAAAGCUCCGGAUCACAGCCAGAUGAUGGUAGGACAGCUGCUGUCCACCUCCUCAGGCGUCAUGACGAGGAUUAAUUCCGAAAGCGGAGGGCCCCUCUUCUCUACAAACUCUUUCAUGAGCCCGGUUGUUCGGCCCACAGACGGCCACUGCCCUCCUCACGGGCCCCCCGAACAGAACCAGCUGGGGGUGCUUCAUCUGCCCCAGGGUCACCCGCAGCAUUCCGCAAACCAGCCUGGUCAACACCUGGGAGUGAAUCUUUACAUGAAACAGCAGCAGCAGGAGCAACAGAGACACCAUCUGUAUCAUCUGCAGCACCACCUGACGCAGCCUGACCCUGCGCAGAGGGCGCUUCAGCAGCAGCAGCAACAAGAGCAGCAGCAGCAGCAGCAGCAGCAUGUCCAGAAGAAGCGGGGACUUGUCAGAGGCAAUCAGACGGGGUCAACCGCCGGCCUGCAACAAAAAACGCAUCACCUGGAAAAGUCUGGAGUUCAGCAGCAACAGCAGCACUCGCAUCAGCAGCAACAAACACAACAUCAGCAGCACACGCAGCAGCAGCAUCCGCAACAGUCACACCAACAAACGCAGCAGCAUCAACAACAGCCAACGCACCAACAGUCCCAUCCCCAACAGCACCAACAGCAGACACUUCAACAGCAGCCCCAGGCGCAGCAUCAACAGCACCAACAACAGCAGCAGCAGUUACAGCAGCAGCAGCAGCAGCAGCAGCAGCAGCAGCAGCAGCAGCAGCAGCAGCAGAGCUCCCACUCCAGACACCAGCAGCAUCUGCAGCAGCAGAUCCAGCAGCAACAGCACUUUAGACACCAGGAGAAGAGCUGUGACGCCCAGGCAGCAGUAGCCAGGGCCCACCACAGCAAUCACCUGGCCCAGCAGGAGCACCUCAAGCCUGGUCAGGACCACAACGCCAUGCAGAGGAUGAUGAGCUCCAGGACACUGGAACAGCAGCUCAUCUCUCCUCCCAGCAAUCCCGUGUCGCGGUCAUCCGAGCUCGCCUGCGCUCCGUCGCGCCAGGAACGCCAUCGCGUUUCCAGUUACUCCGCGGAGGCGCUCAUUGGUAAGAGCUCCACCAGCGGUGAACAGCAACAGCGCAUGGGUCUUCACCUUCAGCCGGGCCACGGCGGCACCCAGGAGCAGCCGGAACUCUGCGGUUACCUGGAUACGUCGCGAGGGAAGGCCAACAUUGCACACAACCCACAGAACCGCCUGCCUUCGGAUCACCCGGGGUCCGCUGAUGUUCAGCGGGUCUCUGAGUGUCCGCCCUUCAAGGCCAUGGGUGGGGGAGGACACCAGCUCGGUGGUUUUGAGGUUCAGGUGUCCCGUGGGAGUGACAUGGCGCCCAAGUCGGUGCCUCCAUCUCAGAGGGGCCCUCAGGGGCAGCAGCAGGGAGGGUUCAGGAUGAACGUCGGCCCUCUGGCAGACAGCAGGAACCGCGGUGGCUACAGUGGAGCUCAUCCUGGUACACAAGGUGUGCAGGUUGGACCGCCGCUGCCCCGGGAGCAGGACGGUUGUCACCAGAGUUUCAUGCAAAGCCUCCUGUCCCCCCACCUCCCCGAGCACAGCAAUCACCAGCGAGCGGUGCAAUGCUGUCCCCCAGUCAGCAUGGAGUACAGCUGUGUGCCUGGAAGCUCCUCUGGCGACAUACAGGCCAAGGCCUCCAGCCCCAGUGUGCCACAGAAGGCUUCGACCAUGAGGCUCGGAGAGGGCAACAAGGGCCAUUUAUCUCAGGUUAGCAGUAACAUGCACGGAGGCCCGGGUGUGCGGGCAGGUCUGCCCCACCCUCCGACCCCGCACAGCAGCUCCGAGGGGGGCCGCUCCUCAGCCCCGUCGAGACCGCCCACUGCCAUUAGCCAGCACUCUCGGCACAUCACUCGGGAUACCCAGCCCGCCAAACUGCGACCCGGUGACAGGCCUCGAUCCGGCGCUCUGAGACCCAGCAACCCCUUUGAGCCCGACGGCCACCUGUCGCUGCCCUCCGGAGGAGGGGUGCUGCUCAGCCGACCGCAGGCUGGAGGAGAGGCGCGGCGCAGCACCAUCGUCCGCUUUAUGGCAGACAGUGGUCAGGUUCCUAGUGAGAACAACCUGGUUCCUGAUCAACACAUAACGCAGAACUUUGGUUUCCCUUUUAUUCCUGAGGGUGGAAUGAAUCCCCCUCCCAUCAACGCCAACUCCACGUUCAUCCCCCCAGUCAGCCAGUCCAACGCCUCCCGCACGCCCUCCCUUCUGCCCGUCGAGCCCCAAAACACUCUCCCCUCUUUCUAUCCUUCCUACUCUCCAGCAGCCCACCCCAGCCUCCCCAGUGACGUCACCCUGCAAUACUUCCCCAACCAGAUGUUUACCAGCCCAAGUGCUGACAAAGGCAGCGCCCCUCCGCUCAACAACCGCUUCGGCUCGAUCCUCUCGCCGCCCCGCCCAGUCGGUUUCGGUCAGGCGAGCUUCUCCCUGCUCCCCGACAUGCCCCCGAUGCCCAUCGCCAACUCAUCGGGAAUCACGCCACACAUAUCCAACUUCAGCCUCACCUCGCUGUUCCCAGAGAUCGCCACGGGCAUGCCCACCGACGGCUCGGCCAUGCCCAUGUCUCCCCUGCUGUCGCUCUCCAACACCUCGUCCGCCGACUCGGGCAAACAGCCCAACCGCCCCGCCCACAACAUCAGCCAUAUCCUGGGCCAUGACGGCAGCUCCGCCGUGUGAGGAGAGCUGCUGCUGAAAAAUCAGACAUUUACAACAAGUGGGUGUGAAGCACCACGUGAACAGUCAUGCCCAUCUGGUGAUGGUGGUUUUCCUCGUUUACAUUGUUCAGACAAUUUCAAUCUCAAAUAUGUCCCCUGGCGUACAUAUGAUGUUAUCAUUUGUAAUAUUUCAAAAAGAGUUAUGUUAAUUUUAUGGGGAAAUAAAGCUCUUUGUUUGAAGUGUUGGUUAAACCAACCGUUUGGUUGAUUAAAAAAUAAAUAAAUAAAAUUUUGGUUUAGAACUUGUGUGACAUGGUUGUAUCCUGGGUCAUAAAGAAAACCCUCUGCACAGUGACUUACCAAUGUUAUUUACUAACUUAUAUCAGGUUGUAUUGUACAGAAUCUGUUUGGUUUUUUUUCUUCCCCUAAGAGCUAUUUUGUAAAUACAAAUGUUUCAUAUCGGAAUUGUUAGAUUAUGUAUGUAUUUGUAAAUACAAAAUUGAUUAAUAAAGUUUAUAAGAAGACCUUUGUAUUUGCAGCAAACUUA
Scophthalmus maximus (turbot) is the source of this 7751-nucleotide messenger RNA. RefSeq names its product basic helix-loop-helix domain-containing protein USF3. NCBI's taxonomy places the organism in Eukaryota, Metazoa, Chordata, Actinopteri, Pleuronectiformes, Scophthalmidae. Gene Ontology annotation, molecular function: protein dimerization activity. Bases 195 to 7226 code for a protein of 2343 amino acids. The transcript is spliced from 7 exons. The record is from RefSeq and is a predicted model, not a curated record.